Messenger RNA from Eutrema salsugineum, 1959 nucleotides. RefSeq names its product CBL-interacting serine/threonine-protein kinase 10. The transcript is spliced from 3 exons. Lineage: Eukaryota; Viridiplantae; Streptophyta; Magnoliopsida; Brassicales; Brassicaceae. Gene Ontology annotation, molecular function: ATP binding; protein kinase activity. Gene Ontology annotation, biological process: protein phosphorylation; signal transduction. Bases 457 to 1833 code for a protein of 458 amino acids. The record is from RefSeq and is a predicted model, not a curated record.
UUUUUUUUUUUUGGUUUUUUCUCUGUCUUAGUCAAAGGCAGAGAGAAAUAAGGAAGGAAGAGAAGGAGCCGCUGGUAAGGACUCAAGGGCGGAAAGAGAGAUCUGCUUGUCUUAUUCGAGAUCUCGGUUUCAUUCCUAGAAUCCCCUUCAUCAUCGGUUUUUCUGAUUGCCGAUCUAUGAUUUUGUUCUUCAUAUAGAGGAAAUGCGGUUAUUGGGUGGGGAGGAAGGCUCUGAUUCCGCCAAGUUUCUGAGGUGUGUGAUCAUACCGCUCUGCCAAUCCACUCGGAACUCUCUUUCCUACAAAGAAGCUCAGAAAUGCUGAAAGAUGUGUCUUAUUAUCACUAGGCCAUUCGUUUCACGAGCUCAUGAGGUCAUGACUCAUGAGCUAGCACAAACUCUGAGCUAGCUGGACCAACUAGUGUUUCUUUUUGCUGCCUGCUUGACUUUGUAGAUUAGAUGGAAAAUAAGCCAAGUGUUUUGACCGAUAAAUAUGAGGUUGGGAGGUUAUUGGGUCAAGGUACUUUUGCCAAGGUGUAUUAUGGAAGGAGUGUUCAUACUAACCAGAGUGUUGCUAUCAAGAUGAUCGACAAGGAAAAGGUUUUGAAAGUUGGGCUUAUGGAGCAGAUCAAGCGAGAGAUAUCUGUUAUGAGGAUUGCUAAACACCCUCACGUGGUGGAGCUAUACGAGGUCAUGGCAACAAAAACAAGGAUCUACUUUGUGAUGGAGUACUGUAAAGGUGGAGAGCUCUUCAACAAGGUUGCCAAAGGGAAGUUGAGAGAUGAUAUUGCUUGGAAGUACUUUUAUCAGCUUAUCAACGCGGUUGAUUUUUGCCACAGCCGGCAAGUGUAUCAUCGCGACAUAAAGCCAGAGAAUCUGCUGCUGGAUGACAAUGAGAAUCUCAAGGUAUCUGAUUUCGGGUUGAGUGCUCUUGCUGACUGCAAGCGCCAAGAUGGUCUCCUUCACACUACUUGUGGUACUCCUGCAUAUGUUGCUCCUGAAGUGAUCAAUCGAAAAGGAUAUGAUGGCACAAAAGCAGAUAUUUGGUCUUGUGGGGUGGUUUUGUUUGUUCUGUUGGCUGGCUAUCUCCCUUUUCAUGAUUCUAAUCUGAUGGAGAUGUACAGGAAGAUAGGAAGAGCUGAGUUUAAGGCCCCAAGUUGGUUCCCGCCAGAAGUACGGAGGCUGUUGUGUAAGAUGCUGGACCCUAACCCUGAAACUAGAAUCGCUAUCGCAAAAAUCAGGGAGAGUUCUUGGUUCAGAAAAGGUUUACACAUGAAACAGAAAAAGAUGGAGAAACGAGUCAAUGAGACGAACUCCGUGGAAGCUGGUGCUGCUGGUCCCAGUGAGAACGGAGACAGGGUCACGGAGGAAAACCACACAGACCAGCCUACAAAUUUGAACGCUUUUGACAUAAUUGCCUUGUCUGCUGGGUUUGAUCUGGCAGGGCUGUUUGGAGAUUUGUAUGACAAGCGAGAAUCUAGAUUCACAUCUCAAAAACCUGCUUCAGUGAUCAUAUCUAAGCUGGAGGAGGUAGCGCAACGGUUAAAACUGAGCAUAAGAAAGCGGGAAGCAGGUUUGUUCAAACUGGAAAGUUUAAAGGAGGGAAGAAAAGGAAUCCUGUCGAUGGAUGCAGAGAUAUUCCAAGUGACGCCAACGUUUCAUAUGGUGGAAGUGAAGAAAUCCAAUGGAGAUACUCUGGAGUAUCAGAAAUUAGUGGCAGAGGAUCUUAGGCCUGCCCUGGCAGAUAUUGUUUGGGUUUGGCAGACUGACAUAGAGGAGCAGCAGCUACUGCCUGCUCCACAGCAAGAGACAGAACAACAGGAAGAACCUUUGUAGUUUUGGAUUUUGUUUAUUGUUCAAAUUUUGAAUUUUCUUUAACACCGAUAUUAAACGUAUAUGGAGUUCCUUACAUUUUACAUGUUUCGUUUGUUAAAAGAAAGGAAAAAUCCUGCAUAAUUUAAA